This is a messenger RNA of Paracoccidioides lutzii Pb01, 291 nucleotides long. RefSeq lists its product as hypothetical. Bases 1 to 291 code for a protein of 96 amino acids. The record is from RefSeq and is a predicted model, not a curated record. The transcript has a single exon.
AUGGCUGGGCCAUUCAGAAUUAUCAUUAGUAACUGGCAGACCAGAUCCGGAUCUCGUAAAACUGGGCUAGACGAAGUCGACCACAUGCAUUAUCACAGGACCAAGCAACCUCAUAGGUCCACUUAUUGUCAGUCCAAUGGCAGCAGAGCAAGAAAGGGACGCAGAGAGAUACGACCAUUGCAAUUUGCGCCGAAUUUCGAUGAAGUGGAAACUCAAAUGGAACCCGAGGGAAAGUUGUGCCAAAGGACCUUGGUUCGAGAUUUAGUUAUCCGAGGAGGUGAGCGGGUCUAG